GCUUGAGAGUAGUUCAGUCUGUGUUGCAAGCUCAUAUAUCUGAAGAUAAAUAAAUUCACAAAGAAGUUGUACUUAGUCGUGCCAGUAGAUUCGGUGAGGAGGAUACAGGAAGCUAAUCAUGGAUAACGAUUGACGUCCCUCCUUGCCAAUUGAUGCAAGGACGAUGCUACUGCCAUAGGCAAUGGGAGAGCAGGUCCAUCGGGCCACUUUCAAACCAAGAUAAUGUACAGGAUGUUUACGUUUGGUGGAAUCCAGCCCCGGUUUGUUUCCUUUGGUAUCCUUAAUUUACUUUUAACUAGAGACAUUUUUUUUUUUGUUCCGGGGAGGCUUUUCGUAACCUGAUUUUUUUAUUUUUUAUUUUUCAUUUACUGGAGACGUUUGACAGUAGCGGUAUGACCGUAUUCUAAAUUGAACAUGGUGUAGUACGCAGUGACGCCUGAGAGCGGCAGCGUUGUGCUUUCCACGCGUCGACUCCCGAGAAGAAGAAAAAGGGUAGUGACGUCACAUUUUCAACAAGGAUGGCGGUUGAUUUGACGCCGCGAUUUCGACGACUUAACAGCCAGACGCGAAGUUUUCGCGACAAUUUGCACUGCCGCGGUGUAGCUGGUCCUUUCGGAGCCACCCAGCUGUGGCACAACAUCAUCCGCGCCCUGCGCGCCCAGGUGGAGGUGCGUCGCCGCCGCAGGCACCUGCGCGUGCACGCCAACAGCUUCUCGGGCGCGGACGCGGUGGACGCCGUGCUGAGCUACCUGAUGCAGAACGCAGCCUUCGGCGGCGGCGGAGGCGAGUUGUCGCGCCUCACGGCCGCCCGGCUCUGCCAGGCCCUGAUGGAGGCCAGGGUGUUCGAACCAGUCGGGGGGAAACUCUUUCGCCGGGACAAGGAGACGACGUUCGAGGACGGCGGCGGGAGCCUGUACCGCUUCUUGGAGUGCAAGGAGCAGGAGUGCGACAGCGACACUCACGAGGAGAUAAAGAUGAAGAUGAAGAGGAACAAGCAUUCCAGGUUGAAUGACGUGCACACAAUCGCCAAUCCUCUCGCCGCGGGGCCUGACAAGAAGGUGGAGACGCUCCUGAGGUCCAUCAACCUGCGGCCGUCCCCGCCUUCGACCGCGUCCCCCUCCCUGCCUCAGACAGCGGUAGAGGAGGUGUGGAGGCGGAAGGCGCUGCUGCAGCUGCUGCAGACGAUGGAGCUGCCCGUGCUGGAUGGCAUCCUGGCGUCUCCUGCCGGGGUCCACGCUGGGGCUCGGAGGGCUCCACUGCAGGACCUGGUGAUUCCAAACACGUGCCUGGAGAGGGAUCUGCCGGACGCCCUCAACCUUCCCAAGUGGGACGGGUGGCUUUCAGCGGCGGCCGACUGCCUGGAGUUCCUCCCCGACCAGCUGAUCGCGGCGGCCGGCGAGCACCUCCGGCGGGAGGGCGGCGACGGGACACCGGAGCGAGCGAAGCGACUUCUCUUCGACGCUAUCGCCAAGCACUACGACGGGGGGGAGACGGCGCCGCUGCUCUCGGGGCGCUACCAGGACGUCCUCGUCGGCAUCGUCGAGAUGCUGGAGCAAGCGAGGGUGCAGCGCGCCAUCCGGGCCUCUCAGCUCUGCCUUCACCUGCUCCAGUCGAGCACGCGGGACGAGCUUCGCCGCCUCUUGGCCUUCAUGGCGGCGGCGGCCUGCCCUCGCGCCUGCCGCCUCCAAAGACAAGUGGACAACCGCACCGUGGUCUGCCGCGCUUUCCAAAAGGCCGUCGUCCACAACGGUCAACUGACGAGAGCGCAGAGCGAGACCUUGGUCCUGUUUCUCGUGGACAACCACACGGACCUCUUUAAGACUCCGACAUCCCUCACCGAAGCUGUGCACAGGACACUGAGGAGCAUGCGGGAGGGCAAAGACGCUGACUCCGUGGCCACGAUCGCCUUCUGCGAGCAGGUGACGGCGCAGGAGUACCGCAAGCGGCGCGACCGCGCCACGCACGAGAGCCUCGCGCGCCUCCUCCUGCACGUGGCCUCGUCGCCCGCGAGCGGCAGGGAGAAGAGGAGGCGCCUCAAGCGGUUUGAGAAGCACCACCCGGUGGUCUUCCUCCGGCAUCUCCGUAGCAACAUCUGAACGCGACGACAGUGGAUUUGGCUUGAUGGCAGUUGAUGCUUUGUAAUUGUUAGAUUUGUUGUGUUUAUCGCUGGAUGAUUAUCAAAUGCCAGAGGGAUUAUUACCACUGCUGUGGCUUUUAAUAACGUAUUUAAAUUAAGUUGAUGUGUCGGAAAAUAAUGAAAUAAGGCUGGAUGGACUCGCAUCAUGUAAUUACAUUUUCAAAAAUCAAUUGGGCCUGUACACUGGAAACAUUUUUGAAUGCACUUUAUUCAAAUUAUCAAAUGGCGCUUGUAAUAUUUAAUGUGUUGUGAUGGAAUAUUUUCAUUAUUCAUUCAAUUGCUGAUGACCAUCAGCUAGGAAGUUUUAAGCAAAUGCAUUUUUAAUGUUAUCUGUAUAAUUAAUACAAAAUAUAUUUUGAUUUGUGAAUAUUAAAAUUGAAUUGCGAAAUAGU
Messenger RNA from Syngnathoides biaculeatus (alligator pipefish), 2529 nucleotides. RefSeq names its product DEP domain containing 4 (gene depdc4). Gene Ontology annotation, biological process: intracellular signal transduction. Lineage: Eukaryota; Metazoa; Chordata; Actinopteri; Syngnathiformes; Syngnathidae. The record is from RefSeq and is a predicted model, not a curated record. Bases 519 to 2096 code for a protein of 525 amino acids. The transcript has 9 exons.